Molecule: messenger RNA, 1043 nt
Organism: Drosophila mojavensis
Lineage: Eukaryota; Metazoa; Arthropoda; Insecta; Diptera; Drosophilidae
Product: lipopolysaccharide-induced tumor necrosis factor-alpha factor homolog
Exons: 3
Coding region: 306-803 (165 amino acids)
Molecular function (GO): zinc ion binding
Source: RefSeq, a predicted model, not a curated record
CAACCCAAAUUCAGUCGCGUGUUGAAAGUGAAGCGCAAAAGUCAUUCAGCGAGAGCUGCAAUCUAUCGAGAGCGAGGGAGAGUGAGAGUGAGCGAGAGAGGUGGAGAGAGUCAAGCAGACAGCGAACGAAACUUCGAGCCGUGGUUGACGCAGUUGCUGCUGCUGGUGCUGCUAGUAUUACUGCUUCUGCCAAUUAGCAAAUCAAGCAAAGCUCUUGGAGCUGUGAUUUGUCUAAAUCUGAUUCAUACAUAUAUAGAUAUAUAUAUACAUACACAUAGUUGGUAAUUAAAGUUGAACUUCGCACCAUGGAUCAGAAGCGCGCCAUGCUCUAUCCCCAAGUGGAUUUCAACACGCCCAGCGCUCCGCUGCCAACGCCAACAAAUGAAUCGACUGUGCCAACGAUGGAGGCGCCGCCAUCCUACGAUGUGGCAAUUUCAGCACAAACUCCAAUUGUGAUUGCACAGCCACAUACACAACCGCAACCAGCACUACCACCACAACAACAACAACUACAGCAGCAGCCAGAACUAUUAGAGCCCACAAUAGUGCAAACAGCACCCACAAAUUUGGGCCCGAAUCCAUGCCGCGUGCUGUGUCCCGCUUGUGGUGCACAGAAGACCACACGCAUGACGCACACAGCCAAUGCGAGGACUCACCUGGCCGCGGCGCUCAUCUGUCUAGUGGGCUGGUGUGUCUGUGCAUGCUUUGUGCCCUAUUGCAUGAAUAGCUGCCGCACAGGUAAUCACUAUUGCCGCAAGUGUAACACCUUUCUGGGCGCCUACGAUCCGCAGGGCGUCAAAUGAUGCAGAGCAAACUCAACGGAAACUGAUGAACGCAAUAACUUAAGAUAAGAUAAGCGAAAGAUGUUGAUUUAUAUAAAUAAGCAGUCGCUUAAGCCUCAAAUGUCAGCUGUUUGUAUUAUAAUAAUAUACCUACAUACAUAUGUAUUUAAGUCCAAUAUUCAUGCAUAUAAAUAUAUUGCGCAUAUGCACACAUACAUACAUAUGGAUGUAGAAAGAUGUGUUUAUGUAAAUUCGAAUGUA